UUAAAGUUAAGAGCAGGGAUCGAAAAGUUGUAUGCAUGUUUGUAAUUCUCAGCAAAAAUGUAUUUUAAAACUCUUCGGCUGCAGAAAUGUCUCAGCACUUAAGAGCACUGACUUUUUUUGGGGAGGGGAAUGCAGGUUCAAUUCCCAACACCCGUAUGGGAGCUCACAAUUGUUCAUAACUCCAGUUCCAGGGGAUUUCCACGGACACCAGCUAUGCAUGUGGUACACAGACAUCUAUGCAGGCUAAACAUCCACCCACAUAAAAAAAAAUUAAUCUUCCACACAUUUUUAUUGUAUAAACGUUAAAUGUAGUCACAUUGCACAUGCUAGCUAACAAUAAUAUAUGUUACAUAAUCCCAUAGAUUUAAGAGUCUGAAAAAUUCCUAUGAUCUGGUGAUGUUCUCUAUGGUAAUGUCAUACUUAGACCAUUACUUACAUGUUGGCAGUGAUGCCAGUGUAAACAAACCUACUGCAAAACUACAGCACAUACAUCUGACAGUGCCCAAGACUUGAAAGCUUUACAAUACUGUAGCUUUGACCACCAUUUCAGACUGUACUUACUCUGAAAUAGUAUGCUGUUUUAUGCUGGUAGCAACUUCAUUUAUGUUUGUCAAAACUACCCCCUCUGAGAAAAGGUCUGGCUAUACUAUAUAGCUUGUAGAUCUUCCUUUCUCAGCCUCCUGAGUACAGGAUUCAAAGAUCCCUCACCACACCCGGCUUAUCUACUCUCUUGAUUGCAUCUGGAGGCCAUACUGAGUGACUGAUGCACCAUCUUGAAUUUGUAUGAGUCUAGGGCUUGUAUGAGUCCAGUCUCAUCUUCACACAAUGAACCCUGAUAGCUGCGUAUUUGCUGGAUUCUAAAGACCUCCAUACUCUCCUGGUUCUAGCCCAUCUGUGUAUAGUGUCUCCCCUCCUACCAGUGAAUGAUCCUGAACCUGCUGAGACUUCUCCCCAAAACGCUGCCUAACGCCAGCCACCAAUCCUUAGGUGGUCUAUGGCAUCUAUCUAUUGAGUGGGUUUAGUCAUAUUAUUUUACUAAUAAAUGCUUAUAAACAAAUGAAUCUUCUUGCCCCCUCAAAAGGGAUUUCAAUGCUCUGAACACACUUGAGUUCUCAGCCUGUUGUUUAGACAUUUGACUCUUCAUUUUUCUAUGUCAGCAUCCUCUCCUUAAUCAGGCCUGAUGCAAAUUUUGAGGUCCUUGAUGAUGGUGAUGAUGUCAUUCAUGCUGGUGUCAGUUGCUUCAGGGAGGAUAAGCAAUGAACUUUCCUCUGCGGUAUGGCAUUUGUGUGUGAAAAUGUACGCCAACAACUGUCAUGGUUAUGGGGCCUUUACAAAUGUGAAACUGGGGCGGGGGUGUGGCUUUAUUGGUAGAUAACUUGACCAGCGUGCUUGAAGGUCUGAGUUUAAUCCCAGCACCACAUAAACCAGGCAUGUUUAUGUGCUGUAAUCCUGGCAUGCAGCAGGUUUAGGCAGGGAGAUUGGAAGGUCAUGGAGGCAGGGAGGUUGGAAGGUCAUUGUCAUCCAUACCAGUUUAAGGCCAGCCUAGCCUCUGUGAGAAGAGACCCAUUGUAAAGACAGAGAAGCCAGGGAAUGGGAAAAAAUAUCAUUGGUUUCAAAGAGGAAGUCUGUGGCUUGGACUUAAACAUAUCUUUGCGACACAGCUAGAUGGUGUCAGUGGCAGUGGAAGCAAACUCUGUUUCACCAUUUCUGAAAAAGACGAGGAAGAGAAGCAAGUUUCGUCUUCGACAACUGCAUCUUUUGACUGAACUUUUUCUGGAAAGGUAAAUUAAAGAACCUUCUAAUCCAUACUAAGAGAAGACAGCAUGGGAUCUGGCUCCUCUACAUCUAAACCUGAAACCAGCACAGUCUCCACGACAAUCCCAGUGACCAGCUCUGCACCCUGUUUCUCCAAACCCAAAAAGGAACAUUUGAUCUUGGCCUUUUUUGCUGGGGUUCUGCUGACACUGCUAAUCGUGGCCCUUAUCUUCUUCAUCAUCAAGAGCUGCCGAAGAAGUUACUCCAGCGCUCAGGCCCAGGACCCUCUUUCGGAGCCUCCUAGCAAGCUUUCAUCCGCAUCCAAGGAGUCACUUACCUACGCCAGCAUGACUUUCAAGUCCUCGGAAGAAAACGGCAAUGGCUUGACUGGAAACCGCUCCACAGGCUUGGACCCCACUGUCUACUCUGAGAUUAAAGUAGCGGACCCAUCCCUGCCUCUUCAAUGAGGCCGAACGCAGGACCUCAGCUCAGCUCCAGCUACAUGCUGCUUUCUGGCUUUGUUCUGUGUGUUUGCUUUGGUUGUUUGUUUCCUACAGACUUAGGAGCACAGCCUAUGGGCAGCUGCAGUCGGAGGCACACAGACUUGUUCUGGCAGCGCUGUCUUCUGUGCGGGGAAACCCUGCCAGACGAGAGGCUGCAGGUCUUUCAUUCCGACUGGCAGCAACAGCCCCUUGAGCAACUUCCCUGCACUUUCCAAAGGGGAACGGAGUUCAAGAUAAAAAAAUUCACUGAUGAUAACCAGGGAGGAGCCAACCCUAGCGAACAGUCUAAGAUUUUCAAAUAAUGGCAGCCCCUCCUCCAGGGUUGGCCCCUUCUUCCUCAGUUAGCACUCUGUCCCAUCAUCUUCUCCAGAAGUCAAUAUCAGAGUUCUCAACCAACACAAAGUCCAUACUGUGUAAAACACUAGUCAAAUGUGGGUUUCUCUCUCCUCUAUAGAGCAUUAGAGAGGUGUGUGACAACCUUGGUUGAAAGUCAAAGGUAAAAAUAAAACAUUAAUUUACCCCCCAAACAAAGGGACAAUCAUAGACUGCCUCAUUAAAAAUAUCAGGAAGGUUCUCUUUAAUUAGGCAAGUGUACUUUAAAAUGUAAGUACUAAACAAGAAGAAAAAAAUUAUCAAAUAAAUAUGAAGGCUGGUGAGAUAGAUAAGGACAUUUGCCACCAAACCUGACAACUUAAGUUCGAGAGUUCGAGCCCUGGGACCUACAUGGUGGACAGAGAUAACUGACUCCUGAAAAUCAUCAUAUAACCUUCAUGUUUACUCUGUGCUGUGUGUACAUGUACACACACAUGCAUAUGCACACACACACACACACAAAAUAAAUAUCAACUCGGCUAUUUGUGACAGCUUUAUCUUUUGGUUUUUAGUUUUUGGUUUUUCGAAACAGGGUUUCUUUGGGAAACAGUCCUGGCUGUCCUGGAACUCACUUUGUAGACCAGGCUGGCCUCGAACUCACAGAGACCCACCUGCCUCUGCCUCCUGAGUGCUGGGAUUAAAGGCGUGCGCCACCACUGCCUGGUGAUAGCAUUCUUAAGACCUGUGCAAGCCCAAGCACAGAGAGGUAAGUUGGACACAAUCCCACCCCUAACUGAAGAACUAUAGACAAUUAUUAGCUGCUGGGAAACAAACAGUCAAUUUUCUCUUAAGAGUACAGUACCUGGUAAAUUGCCGUGUAUAAAUUCAACCAUGGCCACUGGGCAAAACUGGGACUGGUCAGGGGCAGAGGGAGAGCAUUUCUUGGUGUUUGAGACUCAAAUGGAGGAAGGCUACAAGUAUGCAGGUAUGAUAUCCAUAACCUUCCCCUUCCCCUCAGGCUGCUGAGAGACUUGCAGUUUCCUCCCAAUAGAAAGGAACUGGAACAAAGCCCAAACCAUCCUCAUUAAAGGCUUUGCAAGAGCCACGAGCUAAUCUGACAAGAUAUAUACAGAAUCUGGUCAACACGCAAUCUCCAUUCCAACCCCGUUCUGAUCCAGCGGACCAUUUGAAGAUUCUGAGUCUGAGCCUGGUGGGCCUAUACUCCAUCAGAAUGAACCAUGGCAUAUUAAACUGUGGGUUUCUGAAACUAGGGAAAUGCCUCAAACAGUAAAGGGCUUGUCUUGCAGGAACAAGAACUUGACUUUGAUCCCCAGAACUUGUGCAAAAAUGUGGGGCAUGGUAGUUGUAGGGCAUGCUUGUCAUCCUAGCCCUGAAGAUGUAGAGUCUGAAGUGUCUCUGGGUUUCAUCGUUCAGCUAACCUAGCUUAAUCAGCAAGCUCCAGGCCAGUGAGAGAGACUGUUUCUUACAAGGUGGACAGCUCCUGAGGAAUGACAUCUGAGGUACUCUUCCAGCCUCCACAUAUACAAGCGCACACAUGAAUGUGCACUUUCCCCACGGAAAACCAGGGUUCUUAGGAGGGCAGUAAAGGCCAUGAUGAAGCAGCUGGAAGGACACCGUAUGGGGAGAGGGUUGCAGGUUGCAAGGAAGCGUGUGGGGUAGCAGUAAUCCUGCACCAAUGAUGUGACUCUGCUGGCUCCCGCAGAUGACGAUGCCUCAUUCUUGCCUCUUGUUUCCUGAUUUGAAAGCAUUUGCCGUUUGUCACCCUUUGGUUACUUAUUGGUCAGAGCAGCACCCAGUUACUCUGGUGACUGGUUCCCAUUGAGGAUGUAUGAAGGGGGGGCACAAUCUUUUCACCCACGGGCUACGAGAACCACAGACUCAAUCUGUCUCCUAUUUUUAGAUAAACAGCAUUUAAUACCUGUUCAGAAAUGUAUUGGAAUGUCAUGCUUUUUAGGAAAAUGUCAAGAAAUGCUUUUCCAGUGAUGGGCUAGGAGAAGUCAGUCAUACAUGGGGGCUCUUUCAACACUAUUCAUACAUUUAUUGGCUGAUAAAUAAAAUACAAGUCAUUUCCCCUUGU
This is a messenger RNA of Myodes glareolus (Bank vole), 4668 nucleotides long. RefSeq names its product chromosome 17 C1orf162 homolog (gene C17H1orf162). Lineage: Eukaryota; Metazoa; Chordata; Mammalia; Rodentia; Cricetidae. The record is from RefSeq and is a predicted model, not a curated record.